Messenger RNA from Penicillium brasilianum, 2426 nucleotides. Lineage: Eukaryota; Fungi; Ascomycota; Eurotiomycetes; Eurotiales; Aspergillaceae. The record is from the annotation of a GenBank genome assembly.
CACCUUCGGAGAUGUGGAUGGAAAUUCGCUUCUCCGCAUUCCCAGUCCCUAAAGCUGGGGUACACUACCUUUUACCCCUGCUUUCUCAAAAAUGACUACAUGGUAGAGCAAUCCGAUGCCGGUCAAGAUCUGAGCAAGUCAUGAAUGGCUCGAAUUUCUGUUCGGCACCGCUUCCUAAGCGGAAGCGCUUAUCAUAUGCCUGUAACUACUGCAGGGCCAAGAAGACGCGGUGUGACGAGCAAUUUCCAAGCUGCCGAAACUGUCAACUAGCCGGCGUAUCAUGCAUUACGGUCAACAAGAGGCGACCAAAUGCACCAGUCCAAAACCGUCGCAAAGAUCUACCGUCCAUGAAGCGACCACUUGAGACGGAGGCUCCGAGAGUUACGGCACUAGCCUCUUCAGAAACGAGCGGUGUUAGUCCCUCAUCUCUGAGCGGCCCGGGGCUUUCGAAUGCCCCAGCGCGUUCGAGAUCCCUCUCACCUGGCCCCGGUUCGAUAGAUGGACACCAGUGGUCUACUCCCAGCUGGGACACGAAGCAUCUCCCAGUAAUGCCCACACGAGCCGGAUCCAGCAUGGUACAUAACUCAACGCAAUGGCUCGAUUUAGCUCUGUCUCGACUUGGCAUCCCUCUCUCUUCAUUCGUCCGUAUGGACCUGAGGCCGUGUCUGUCUAGCCCGAGUACCUUUGUUGGAUACCCGAUUCCUUGCGUAGAGCCUGGUCUGCCGCCUUUUGAAGAGCUCCAGAAACUCACCGAGCUCUUUUUCAAGGCUCAUCACCCGGUAUAUCCAUUCCUUGAUCAUCAUUAUAUACUUGCACUUCUAGACGUUGCCUCCGAUGAAGUUCGGAGCGACAACAGGGCUCGCACAUGUGGCAAAGUUCCUCGCUUGAUGCUGCUCUACCUGAUCACUAUUCUGGGCUAUAUGGCAAACCCCCAAGCCUCCCAUCGAUCUCUCAUCAGCGCAUAUCUAGCUUAUUGUCAUACGCUCAUCGGACACCUCCUGCUGGAGCCUGCCUUGGAAUCAGUACAGGCACUACUCCUCCUUUCAAUAACUCUUCGUCUCCGAGAUCAGCUGUCUCAAGCAUGGGAUGUGCUCACGCUUGCUAUUUCCAUGUCGCACACUUUGAGGCUCGGUGAUCUUAGUGUAUACCCACAGUUGGUACAUCAAAUUGUGCCAGACAGCGAUAGGGAUAUCUCGCGCACAUGGUGGGCCCUGUACGUAUUUGAGAAAUUCCUUGCCUUUGAUUCUGGUCGGAAGUCAUACAUAGAGGAUCCAAAAUUAUGUUCCCUGGGGCGACAGGACUCGCAGAAGCUGCCGGAGCAGGCAGAAAAUCCAAAGGUCCAAAGUUACGAAUACUGCAUGACUCAUUUGGCCAAUGUACUGCGCGAAAUGCAACAUCAAUCGUGGCAUACAUGGCGGAAGGAGAGCCUGGAGGCAACAACCGAAGAGGAAGCCCGCGCGAGCAAAAUUCGUGCAGCGGGCGAAAUCGAUACCUUGCUGUGCAAAUGGCGCAGAGAUUUGCCCCCUGAACAUCAGAUCGGAACAUCCAGCGCCGCCGAUGUGCAGCUUGCGCCUCAAUGGGCUUUCCUCUCAUUCUACUACUACCAAGCGAUCAUUGUCUUGUAUCGAAACGCUCUUCUGUUGGACUGGAAUGAGCUGAAAUGGGAGGCUGAUCAGUUCGGCUCCGGGGAAAUUUGGCACCCGCGACUCCGCAAGGGUCCCCAAAUAUGCCUCGAGGCAGCCAAAGAAAUGACAAAUCUGCAAGUCAUGGUCACCGAGGCCGGUGAUCCCACCUUCCUACAUCUGGCUACCUCACCUCUAGCAGCGGCGUACGUUUUAGCCAUCUAUAUCCGCCGCCAGCCAGCCUCGAUCUUGAGCCGGACACAUUCCGAGCUCAUGAAGGCGGCACUAACAAUUUCGCGUCAACGAUAUCCGUCCGGUGCGACUCAGAGCCUAUUGCAUAAGCAUCUGGACACAUUGGAGCAGCAUAUCGCUGAAAUUUUGGCUGAUACCGCUAGACGAUCUUCAAUCGAGCUCUGCCCCCAAUUUGCCGAAAGUGGCGUUCCCCUGUUCCCACUCACCAGUACGGCGCCCUCAAAUCCACUUGAGCCCUCGUUAGUUCCAUGGGAGUCUUUUGAAUGGAUGAGUUGGGAUUGGAACGAGAUAUUUCCGCAGAAUUAACAUCUCUGGCUGGGGGAAAGGGGUUAGAUUUCUGUGUUAGCGGGGAUUCCCAGGGCUCGGGGCGCCCUAGCAAUAAUUAGUAGCCUCAAUAGAAGACCUAUUACUUGGGAACGGCUUUUUGGUGUUCCUUCGGAGACAGAAGCGAAAAUGAUCUGUGGCGUGAGUCUGAGUUUGGGGGGUACCAUGAAAUCGGUCAAGACACUAUUCGCGCUAUUAUCACGCUAAAAUGUCAAUGUUCGUGAGGGA